Messenger RNA from Adineta ricciae, 1308 nucleotides. NCBI's taxonomy places the organism in Eukaryota, Metazoa, Rotifera, Eurotatoria, Adinetida, Adinetidae. The record is from the annotation of a GenBank genome assembly.
AUGGUUCAAAUUUGGCUGAAACUUUUGCUUGUAAUAGCGAUCUUUUGCUAUGUGAAUCAUGCCAUUGACAUUCGAUACCAUACUUAUACAGAAAUGACAGUCAAAUUGAAGAAUUUGUCGUCAACAUAUCCCACGAAAGCAUCUUUAGUUGAGAUCGGCAAAUCUCAAGGUGGAAAAUCUCUUUGGGCUAUGGCACUGAGCGCGUACUCAGCUAAUGAACAUGUUUUGCUGCGACCAGAAGUGAAAUAUAUUGGAAAUAUGCACGGAAAUGAAGUUGUUGGUUUGGAAGUCUUACUCUAUUUGAUUGAGUAUCUGCUAACAUCAAAUGAUACGCAGGUUCAAAAAUUGAUGAAUAGUACAAGAAUCUGGAUCAUACCAUCUAUGAAUCCUGAUGGAUUAGAAAUAUCUCAAUAUGGUGAUUGUACAUCGACUAAUGGAAGAUAUACUUUAAAUAACAUUGACUUGAACCGAAAUUUUCCCGAUUAUUAUGGUGCAAAAUUGGACUCGUCAAUUCAAGCUCAGGAAACUAGCGCAAUGAUAUCGUUGCUAGCGAAUGUCCCAUUUGUACUCUCAGCAAAUUAUCACGGCGGAGCAUUUGUUAUUAACACACCGUACGAUCGAUAUUACGUUGGACGUCUAUCGACAAGUGAUGACGACGAUAUUUACCAAAUGAUUGGACAUGCUUAUGUUAAUCGAACAGUUCUUACAAGUGAAGGUUGUAUAGGCGAUUUUACAAAUACGGGUGACGUUACACGUGGUGCUGAUUGGUAUGAAAUUGUGGGCGGUAUGCAAGAUUAUGGAUAUUGGAAUUAUGGUACUAUUGAGUUAACAAUGGAAAUUUCAUGUUGUAAAUAUCCAGCAAGCGAUACUCUUACGAAUUACUGGAAUUAUAAUCGGGAUGCUAUGAUUGAAUUGUUAUUACAAGCUCAAAGAGGAGUCAAAGGUUUGAUUCUCAAUGAAUACUUUGAUCCAAUACCAUCUACUCAAGUGAUGAUCAACAAUCGAAAACCUGUGGUUCAAGUAACAAAUUUAGGCGAAUUUUGGAGAGUGCUAUUACCCGGUACUUAUAUUUUAAAAGUUCUUUAUCGAAAUAAUUUGAUUUACAAUCAGACAAUCACUAUUUCCGAAACAUCAUUACCAUUAAAUCUGACAAUCAUUAUUCCAUCGUCUGCUUACUCGGUUUACAAUGCUACAUCAACUCAGUCGGUGGCAACAGCAUUAUCUCCAUUUCAUACAGUCUUUUCACACAACGCAUCGAUACUGUUGUUCUCACUCAUUGUUUCUCUGCUUAUAAGAUCAAUAAAAUAA